AAACAAUUGGUAUAUAUUAUAUUGAGGAAGCUUAAUGAUCAUGAAAUGAACAACUUGUAUGUACAAUUAUGAUGUAUAUAAAACCAUGGCGAACACCAAUUGAGGGUUCCAAUUAAAGAUCCGGUUAUAAUUUUUUAAGCUUAAAAUUAUUGCCCUGUAAGUAAAAAAUUAAACUAUUUUUAAUUCCAAUAUAUUUUGAGAAACAUUUUGGUAAUCUUUUAACAAAUACGAAAUGUUUUCAAGAAAUUUAAAUUUUAAAUCCUUUUUUUAUUUAGAGGUCGAGAAUUUUGAGUCUCAAAAACUUGAAACCGGUUCUUUGAUUGGGACCCUCAAUUUCAAUAAGACGUAAUAAAUAUUUUAUCCUUAGAUACAAUCUCUUACGAAAUGAAAGUGUUUCUACAAAGCGUGACACAAUGUAUUUUCUUCAUGUAAUAGUCAGAGAAAUUGUGUGACAAAGGAGGGUUUGGAAAUAUAUAAGAAAAGUGUAUGACUCUUUGGCUUCCGCACGUUUUCGAGUUCAAUAGUCAUAGAAAAAACAUGCCCCUUUACUUCCGAGUACUCGCCACCUGCUGUCGGUUCUGCUAUCUCUAAAAGCAUUUCAAAAGGUCAUGAAAAAUAAAGUAUUUUCGAGCCUUCUAAAAGCAAACUCUUGAUAAUUAUUAUGGACAACUUUUUUUUUAAGAAAAAACAGUAUUAUUAUAUUAAUCUUUAUCAAUUCAAGUUCAGGUGCAAUAGUUGUAAGUAGAUAGAUUUAUCUUCUGGUUCACUGAAAAAUUUUAUCAACUCAAAACUUGGUCGGUUGAUUUGGUGACAAGUGUGCAGUAAAACUAUUUCAUCCUUUUUCACAUAAAAAUUGAUUUUGAGCCCGUACGUAUGAUUGCUUAGUGGCCGUAGCGUUGCUAGGCAACCUAGAACAAAACAAUUGUGUAUAAUACGCGUAGUGCAUCACAUUGACGACAGUAUAUGUUUCUUAUUUUCAAUUGAAUUGUAUUCUUCCAAGUGAAAAGUAGAUGCUUGAGUGUAAUAUAAAGGAAAAAAUUAUCUAAUAUAAUGUCGGACGAAGUAAAGCCAGAUGUCAUUAAGAAAACUCAAGACAUACUUGGAAAAUAUUUUAAAAAACCUCCUCUAACAGAAAAGUUGUUGAAGAAACCUCCAUUUAGAUUCAUUCAAGAUGUUGUUGCGGCAGUGAUUAAGGAAACUGGCUUUCUGGAAGGUUUAUUUACUAAUGAGGAAUUAAGUGCUGAUAUUUCUAAAGACAAAGAAAAGAAACUUGCCUUUUUAACAAAGCUUAUAGAUGUUAUUAAGUUAAUAACAGGUCUUGACCUGACAGUACGUGCAACAAAAAUUAUCUCUGGCCAUGAACCCACAAAGACUAAUGAAUUAUUUCAAGCAAUUGGAAAAGCUUUAGACAAGAAAAUUAAUAGUAAAGAAGCUAUUCUUCAUUACAAGAAUCGUAAUGCAAAAAAUUUGGAUGUUAAAAAUUCCGCAAAAAAGCCAGUCAAGAAAUCAACUCCUAGUACAUUAGCACCUUCCGUGAAAAAUGUUAAAAGAGAGCCAAAGGAUAUUGAGAAGGAUAAAAAGAAAAUCAAAAAAUCCAAGCCACAAGAACAGACAACUGUAAGAACAGACGAAAAGAAAGUUGUAAAAUCUAAAAAUAAAGUUGAAUCUUCCCUACAGAAGAAUAGUAAAACAGUGGAGUUGGAUUUAAAUCAAACUUGUUCCUCAGAAAAGCUACUUGACGUUCCGAUAAGCCGUCCACCUUCAGAAAAAGCUGAAGAAUCUCGAGAUGAUAAAGAUGCUCUUUUAAAUCAAGUUAGUAAAGCACAAAUAGUUGACCAAAAAAGUGUUGUUUCUGUAAAUAAUGAUCGUGAAAGUGAAAGUAAUAGAGAUUUAUCUCCCAAGAAUGCUGAUACCAUGAAAACUGUGCAACUUGGUGAGACUUCAGAGAAGAUAAAACGCACGGAUUCUGCAACUUACAAGGAACCACCAAAGAAAAGUGGUGAGCAUAAAAUUAUACAAAGUUCAAUAUCACGUGAAAGUACAUUUUCAGCAAAGGGUCGAGCUUCCGAUUGGAUAGACGCAGGGAGUAAUCAAGUCACUGUUUCUAACAUUAUUAUUGAAAAUUUAGAGAAAGAAGAAGACACGGAAAAUGAUAUGGUUGUUGUUGAAAAUAAUAAAGAAAAUUUAUUUAAAUCGUAUCAGGAUACUGGCAAUAAUGUAAACGAUGACCAUGGAUACUUGGUUGCUCAAAUUUUAAAAACAGAGCAAGAACUAGUUAAUACAAAUAACACUGAUGCUGCAAAUAAAAAAGUAGAAAUUGUAUGGCAAACAGGAGUUUUGAAAGAUCGAGAAUCAGCAGUGAAAGCAGUUGGCAAUUUGAGAAACUCAAUUCAGAAUUUAAUUAAAUACACAAAUCCUUUAGGAAAAGUAUUGGAUUAUUUGCAAGGGGACAUAGAAAUUACGAUAAAAGAAUUAAUGGAUUAUGAGAAACAAUAUGCUGCUGUAAAUGAGUUGCUGGAAGAAGAGCGCAUGCAGACCGAAAAAUUUAUGAGUCACAUGGAAGAAUCUUUGAAUGACAUCAAAAUGCACGUUUUCGACGAACAGAAUAAAAUCCAUCAGAUGAAAAUUAAUAUUUCAAAAAAUGAACACCAAAUUCAACGGUUAUUAAAUGACAGUGCUUAAAACAUAAUUAAAAAUGUAUGUUAUUUUUAUAUUCUUUAGACUAUAAAUUCAGUCACGUUUUAUAAUUGUAGGAUUUUUGAAAGAUUUGCACUCACUAUACUCUCUAGUAGCACUGAUGUAUUUGCAUGUAUACCAUUUGUUUCAUCACAAUAGUAAGACAUUAAAAAGUGUUUUCCCUUUUUUUAAUUACUUGUUUAAUUUAUUUACUUUCAGUUACUAUUCUUCUUUACAUUACUUUUAUUUAGUACUUGCAAAUAAAUUUUUAAUUUUUACUUGAUAAUAUGACGUGCCCAGUCGGAAACCUUGAACAAUUUCAAAUAUUCUAAAAAGUUCUAGUUUCACCUUAUUUUCUGCGGUAAAUGGAUCAAUCCAUUUAUUUCGUUUAAAGUGGUCGCCGCCUAAUUUCAAAAACUUGUAAAACAUGAUUUUGAUGUUAAAUGGAAAGAUAUUUUCAAAAAAAUUUACAUCUUUUGCUAAAUAUGAAUUUCAAGUGUAAGAGAUGUUAAAACUGUCAGUUUUCAGGCAGUAAAUAAUAAUUUAAAAGACAUACAAUUUACUAUAAAAAUACAACAAAAAUUAUUGACCUUUGUUAAGAAAGUCUAAAUUUAUUAUUAUAACCCAGGUGCGAAUUUUGGUCGGCCGCCAGAGUUGGAAGGUCGGGCGCAGGUCGGCCCAUCUAUGGCUGCCAAUAGGUCGGCAGCCAAAGUCGGGCCGACUUUGGUUACUGUUUCCACCCAAGUUUGGGCCGACUAUGGGUGCCAAAGUUUAGAGAACCUAAUUUUAGUUGGUCGGGCCGACUCUGGCCUCAGUCGGGCCGAUGG
Messenger RNA from Leptopilina heterotoma, 3503 nucleotides. RefSeq names its product TRAF3-interacting protein 1 (gene IFT54). Gene Ontology annotation, biological process: cilium assembly; regulation of microtubule cytoskeleton organization; intraciliary transport. Gene Ontology annotation, cellular component: ciliary basal body; intraciliary transport particle B; centrosome. Gene Ontology annotation, molecular function: microtubule binding. The coding region runs from base 1051 to 2682 and encodes 543 amino acids. NCBI's taxonomy places the organism in Eukaryota, Metazoa, Arthropoda, Insecta, Hymenoptera, Figitidae. The record is from RefSeq and is a predicted model, not a curated record. The transcript has a single exon.